UGUCUGUAUAUUGUGUACAAUGUUUAUUAUGUAAUAUGGAUAUUGUGUAUUAUGUGUACAUAUUGUUCAGUGAGUGCUGUGUAUUCUGUAUAUCUUGUAACUACAUGACUGCAAUGUUGACGGAACUGCACUAAUAAAGUGAUUUGAUUUCCACAACAGUUUUAAUCAAGGUUAAUCCAUUCAAUCAUUAAGCUGGUUUGUUAAGUCACAUUUUGAAGCACUAUUUAAAAUGUCUUUCUUCAAAAACAUUUGGAUUGAAUACCCAUGCAAUGCAAACCACUUUAAGGUCUACAUCCUGUGAAAACAAGCUCCAUGCUUGAUUGCGAUUUUCAUAAUCUGUUUAAAUUUUUCAGAAUUCACAAUAAUAAUACAGUGAGAAUUGUGAUGGUUUGAGUGCAUGCGCUGACAAUGGAGUUAUUAAGUGUGUUGUCAUGGUGACAGCAUUCCACAGUACUGCUCCUGAAAGCUUUUCGCAACAAAGCAUUAGGAGAAAGAAUAAUACAGAUAUAAUACAAAAGCAAAUGCCUAAAUAUAUAUCACUACACAUUAAUGAAUUUUGAAGACCCUUGUAGAUUCUCGAAUUUUUACACGUAAAACGGAACCAGAGCCCUUUCCACUGACUGAACUCUUCUUCCAGGUCAAAGAGCUGUCAAUCAAAAACUCACUAGCCAAUGAGAACUCAUCUCAGUUAGCCCUGCCCAUACAAGAGUUUUGUGCCAGAACUGCGAACGAAAAUUCACUGAAAACUCUUGCAGCGCAUUUGUAAAUCCUGAUCAGCAAACGUAAGCAGAGAAUAUCGUUAACAAAGGAUGCUGUUUGUUUGAAGACUGAGUUAAAAUAUUGCCUUUGAUUUGUUCCGUUUCAUAUUGUUUUUUUUUUAUUAUUCAUUCUUAUUUUUUAUUUUUAUUAGUUUCUUGAAAAGUUACGUUCAAAUCAAUUGGCACAAAUAUAAUCCCAUACAACCCUAUGAGCCCUCUUGUCAAACACGUAAUGAACAGAGUUAACAUGUCAUGACUAGUGCUUCAUGAAGCUGAAUGCAGUCUGUAUGAUGGCUAGUGAGUUCAAGUGCGCAUGCGCAAAUGCGCCGGUCUCCUCCGAGUAGGUCGCGAACUCUGACCUCCUGUAGCUGCAGUGAGCCGUCAGAUCACGAUUAUUUAUUAAAACAUCAUCAUAUCUGGAUAAUUAAACACUUUACCGGACAUGGAUUAAACCACCUACAGAGCUGAAAUAAUCUUCUAAAAAUCUUCAUUUGUGUUCUGUUGAAGAAAGGAAGUCAUACACAUCUGGAAUGGCAUGAAGGUUAGCGUGUGGCUGAUGGGGUGUUGCGACUGAGCCACGGCUUUGACAGAUCGGUAUCAUGGAGGGAGAACGUCCCAGAAUACAGCUGGUGUCUGCAGAUGGAGGCCUACAGAUUGUGACUGAGCAGCAGUUGGCACAGAAAGUGCAGAUCGUCACGGCAAUUGACCAGGCUGGAACCGGCAAACAGCAGUUUAUAUUGGCUAACCUGGAUUAUCCCAACCAGGAGAAACUGUUCAUCAAACAGGAUAACUCACCUGCCAAGGUCAUCUUAACCUCUGCAGACGGGUCAGCUGUCAAUCAACUGCUUUUCGCAUCACCUGAACUGACAGGACAACAGAUCCAGUUUGUGACAGAGGGCUUAGAGCAGGGCACUCCAAAGCUGGCAGUGGAGUAUUGUGUAGUUUGUGGAGACAAAGCCUCAGGUCGUCACUAUGGAGCGGUGAGCUGUGAGGGCUGUAAGGGUUUCUUCAAGCGCAGCAUCAGGAAGAAUCUGGUGUACACGUGUCGAGGGUCUGGAGAUUGUGUCAUCAACAAACACCAUCGCAACCGCUGUCAAUACUGCAGACUGCAGCGCUGCAUGGCUCUCGGCAUGAAGCAAGACUCUGUGCAGUGUGAGAGGAAGCCAGUGGAAGUGUUGAGGGAGAAGCCGGCCAACUGUGCACCCUCUAUCGAGAAGAUUUACAUCCGUAAAAACCUCUGCAGCCCUCUCACAGCCAUGCCAACGUUUGUUAGUGAUAAAGAGACCACCAGAUCCAACAGUUUACUGGACUCCAACAUGCUCUUGAACAAUUCACAACAGCACAACACAAUUUUAAUUCCUCCUUCACCAGAUCAGAAUGAUUCCAAUCAGGGAGAUCUGGGCACUCUGGCAAAUGUGGUCACGUCUCUAGGACACAUCAACAAGAGCCGUGAGAUGAUGGACAGCAGUACUGACCUAUCAGAGAUAGAAACAAUGAGUAACGAUGACAGUGGUAUGACAGAUGCACAGCGGGAUGAGCAAAAUGAAGUCACACGGGCCUUUGACACACUCACAAAGGUGCUCCAGCCAGAGGAGGGUUGUGGGGAAGAGAUGGCAGAGGGUGAUGUUGCUGUAAGGGUUGAUGAACAGAGCGCCGCCCUGCUGGAACUAGAAGGACCGCUGCUCUCGGACAUGCAUGUCCCCUUUAAGUUGAUGAUGCCGUUGCCUAUGCCAGACUUCCUGAAUCUGAACUACAUCUGUGAAUCAGCAUCUCGUCUGCUUUUCCUCUCCAUGCACUGGGCACGCUCCAUCCCCGCUUUCCAGGCCCUCGGCUCCGAGAACGGCAUCACGCUGAUGAAGGCCUGCUGGAAUGAGCUGUUUGCUUUGGGUUUGGCUCAGUGUUCACACAUUAUGAAUGUAGAGACUAUCCUCACAGCCAUAAUAAACCAUUUACAGACCAGCCUGGAGGAAGAGCGGGUGAAGCAGGUGAUGGAGCACAUCUGGCGUAUGCAGGAGUUUUGUAACAGUAUGAGCCGCAUGAGUCCUGACGCUUAUGAGUACGCUUACCUCAAAGCUGUGGUCCUGUUCAGCCCAGAUCACUCUGGAGUGGACAGCACCCUUCAGAUAGAGCAUUUUCAGGAGAAAGCUCACAUGGAACUACAGGACUAUGUGAGCAAAGUUUAUCCAGAGGACACGUAUCGUUUGUCAAAGCUGUUAGUUCGUCUGCCUGCCCUGCGGCUCAUGAGUGCGGCACUAACCGAAGAGCUCUUUUUCGCCGGCCUCAUCGGGAAUGUCCAGAUCGACAGCAUCAUUCCCUACAUCCUCAAAAUGGAGUCCACCGACUACAACAGCCAACCAAUCAGCACCACAGAAUGACUGAAGCAAUGCCCAUAGCCUCACCAGUCAGCUUUAAGAUGUCAUUGCCUCAGAAAUGGGAUCAUUAUGUUCCUUUACUCAGAACCCUUUGGGCGAAAAAAAAAAAAAAAAUCUGUAUGAUAUAGUCAUGUGAACCAUUUUGAAUGAAGACAAUUUUGUUAUGACUUUGCAUUUUCAUUUGGUCGGUGUGUGGAUUGUUUCUGCGGGUUUAUGUAUUAUGGAUAAAGUGGAAAUCCCAUUGCGGUUGGAUGGUUUUCUCUUUUAUUGUAUUGUGUUCUUAUACUUAGAAAAGUGUCUAUAAAGACACAGGAAGUGCAAAAAACUUCUUCCUUAGAACCCCCAACCCCCCAAAGCACUGACUUUCUCUGUAUGCACUGUAUAUGAAUUGUGUAAAUAGGAAUAAUAAAUGUCAAAUCAGGGGAAAAA
Myxocyprinus asiaticus (Chinese sucker) is the source of this 3559-nucleotide messenger RNA. Its product is annotated as nuclear receptor subfamily 2 group C member 1-like. The transcript is spliced from 15 exons. Gene Ontology annotation, biological process: cell differentiation; negative regulation of transcription by RNA polymerase II; anatomical structure development. Lineage: Eukaryota; Metazoa; Chordata; Actinopteri; Cypriniformes; Catostomidae. The coding region runs from base 1358 to 3133 and encodes 591 amino acids. Gene Ontology annotation, molecular function: zinc ion binding; nuclear receptor activity; RNA polymerase II cis-regulatory region sequence-specific DNA binding. The record is from RefSeq and is a predicted model, not a curated record.